Molecule: messenger RNA, 354 nt
Organism: Dipodomys spectabilis (banner-tailed kangaroo rat)
Lineage: Eukaryota; Metazoa; Chordata; Mammalia; Rodentia; Heteromyidae
Product: ATP synthase subunit g, mitochondrial-like
Biological process (GO): proton motive force-driven ATP synthesis
Molecular function (GO): proton transmembrane transporter activity
Source: RefSeq, a predicted model, not a curated record
AUGGCUCUGGCCCAUAGCAACCAGCCCACUUUCCUGUCUAGAAAUCUGAUGACUGUUCAUCUGAAACCUGUGGAGAAGACCCUGAUGCUGGUAAAUGCUGCUCUGACUUACUCCAAAACACAAUUGGAACCAUUUUGGCACUACACUAGGGUUGAGCUGGUUCCUCCAACCCCUGAUGAAAUCCCUACAGCUAUUCAGAGCCUGGGAAAAAUAAUUCAUAGUGCUCAGACUGGUAGCUUCAAACAGCUCACAGUUCAGGAAGCUAUGCUGAAUGGUCUGGUAGCCACUGAGGUGUAGAUGUGGUUUCAUAAAGAGAUCAUAGGCAAACAUAGCAUCAUUGGUCAUGAUGUUUGA